UUGAGCUUCUUUCUGGGCUCGCCAACUUCUCUACAAAAUAUUCUUAUUGCAAUGGAAACUUCCCUGACUGCUCUCCUUCCAUUUACUGAUGGCAUCAUCCUGCAUUUUCAUCACACGAUCAUCUGUCACUCACCCACCUCACCGCCCAAGUUUCCAUUUCACAAGAAUGGUCGUGGUGGGGAGCAAUCAAAUCAUAUGUCAUACCUACCACCUUUCACUAUAGUGGGAUCAAUGAAAUCUUUCAUGCCAUGCCUUCCAUUACUGAAUUCGUGCUGUCUGAAUGGUGAAGCAUGCUUAGCAAUGACGUCUCAGACCUGAAACCUUGGAUUUUAAAUCUUUAAUAGGCCAUCAUCUUGAUUUAGUUCAUCAUGCAACGCUUCUACAUCCUUAUGUGCAUCAGCCUUCACGUAUUUGCAGGCUUUGCUUUUGUUUAUUUUGAGGAUGAUCGAGAUGCUGCAGAUGCCAUCCGUGGACUUGAUAAUCAACCAUUUGGUUACAACCGACGGAGGCUGUCGGUUGAGUGGGCUAGGGGUGAGCGUGGUCGGCAUCGUGAAGGGUCUAGGUCAAUGGCAAAUCAGAGGCCCACUAAAACCUUGUUUGUGAUUAACUUUGAUCCUAUUCGAACAAAGGAGCGGGAUAUAAAAAGACACUUCGAGCCCUAUGGAAAUGUCCUUCAUGUUCGGAUUCGACGAAACUUUGCAUUUGUGCAGUUUGAGACACAAGAAGAUGCAACCAAGGCCCUUGAUGCUACAAAUAGAAGUAAGUUAUUGGACAGGGUUAUUUCUGUUGAGUAUGCUUUAAAAGAUGAUAGUGAGAGGGAUGACAGAUAUGAUAGCCCUAGAAGAGGUAGUUAUGGUAGGCGUGGGGAUAGUCCAUAUGGGAGAUCACCAAGUCCUGCUUAUCGUAGGAGACCAAGUCCAGAUUAUGGCCGAGCCCGCAGCCCAGUUUAUGAUCGGUACAAUGGGACAGUGUAUGACAGGCGCAGAAGUCCUGAUUAUGGGAGGAACAGGAGUCCAGUGUAUUACAAGCGGAGAAGUCCUGAUUAUGGGCGGAAUAGGAGCCCUGAGUAUGACAGAUACCGCAGCCGAUCACCAGUUAGAAGGUCAAGAACGUGAAAAAUGUGCAUUCUGGGGAAAGAAGUGUGCUCUCGUACCAUUUUAUUGUCUGGCCGUCCGCGGUAGUUCUGAAUAGUUGUAGAAUUAGCAUUUUCUCAGUUUGAGAUAUCAAUUACUGAUUGUAUUUGUAUGUUUGGUUACUGGUUUUCCUGGAUUUGAAGACAUUAGUAAUAGAACCUAUAUAUAUAUA
This is a messenger RNA of Pistacia vera, 1305 nucleotides long. RefSeq names its product serine/arginine-rich splicing factor RS31-like. Lineage: Eukaryota; Viridiplantae; Streptophyta; Magnoliopsida; Sapindales; Anacardiaceae. Gene Ontology annotation, cellular component: nuclear speck. The record is from RefSeq and is a predicted model, not a curated record. Gene Ontology annotation, biological process: mRNA splicing, via spliceosome. Bases 369 to 1115 code for a protein of 248 amino acids. The transcript is spliced from 5 exons. Gene Ontology annotation, molecular function: RNA binding.